GGACUCACCGGGAGGUUCUGGUUCCAGAGACGAUGGUCGCUAUGGAGCGCCGGGUUCUGACCAAAUGAGACGGAAGAAUGGAGCGGGCGAACAAGGACCACAUGACUGAGAGAGAGAGAGAGAGAGAGAUCAGGAGGUCAGACCACUUCAGUCCCUGACUGUUUCGGGGAUUAACUUCAGUUACUUGUUCUGGUCCCUGGUGCCCGGGUCUUCAUUCCUGCAGGCUAACGCAGCCCAGCUGAAGUCGGCUUUUGCUCAUUGUGCUACAUGGCAAAAUGGCAACAACAAAAGUUGUGUCCAAGUGGCGGUGUGUCCAAAAGUGUCCUCCGUGUGGACGGUUCACCCUGGACCCACAUCCCUAGAGCUGCGGGUUCUCUUCCCUUCACUUCAACCAUCUCUGCAGAACCGAGAGACGUGGACUUUGAUGAGCAGGACGGCAGAAAAGUUGAGUGAAGACCAGGUUUUAACAUGGCCGAGAGACGAAACUGUGGGUCCACAGACCCAAAACUGGACUUCCUGAACUACAACGACCUGGUCUGUGAGGCGGUCGGAGGAAAGGUCAUUUUUGCCACAGACGAGUGGUUCGCUCCAGCCGCCAACCUGCUGAAGACUUCUCCACCACAGUUCGUUGUCGAUGCCUUCACCAACUUCGGGAAGUGGAUGGAUGGUUGGGAGACGAGGAGGAAGCGGACACCAGGUCAUGACUGGUGCAUCAUCCAACUUGGUGUUCCAGGACUGAUCCACGGCCUCGAUGUGGACACAUCCUUCUUCACUGGAAACUACGCCCCCUACAUUUCAAUCCAGGCCACGUGUUUGGACCAGGCCCCCACCUUUGUGGUGGGCGGAGACAGAACUGGUAUGGCGGCCUCCCAGCAGGAGCUGGCUGCUGUAACCACGUUGCACUCGGAGGCGUGGCCAGAGCUGCUGGGCGUGUCUUCACUGAAACCAGGAUAUAAAGAUGUUUGUCACAAUUAUUUUACUGUUAGCUUCAAAAACAGAGUUACACACCUGCGAGUCAACCUGUACCCAGAUGGGGGGGUCUCCAGACUCAGGGUCUACGGGGUGGGUGUGAGGGACUGGACCACUGUCUCACCUGACCAGGACCUGGACCUCAUGGCUCUGACCAAUGGCGGGGUCUGCCUCAGCUACAGUGACGCCCACUUUGGACACCCACGCAAUAUAAUUGGUCCAGGACAGGCUGCCAGCAUGGCCGAUGGAUGGGAAACUGCCCGUCGUCUGGACCGACCCAGAAUACUGAGGCCGGACCAGCAGGGAAUUCUGCAGGUUCCAGGGUGGGAGUGGGCGGUUUUCCGUCUGGGGUUUCCUGGUGUCAUCAGCAGGGUCGAACUGGACACCAGCCAUUUCAAAGGGAACGCUCCAGACUCCUGCAGACUGGAGGCGUCUUCCAUGAGUCCAGAGGACGAGGCUCAGGCUCUGAGGACUGAGUGGAACUCUGUGAAGUGGGAGGUUCUAAUGCCACCCCAAAAACUCCGCCCUCAUCACGUGCACGCGUACACAGACACGGAGCUCACACUGAAGCAACCCGUCUCUCACAUCCGUCUCAUCAUCGCCCCUGACGGAGGGGUGAGUCGUCUUCGUCUGUGGGGACGUCCCGUCUUGGAGACAACAGCUGCGGCCAGACGAAUGGCAUUGUUGUCCAAACUGUGAGACGCUGAGACGACGUCAACACGAACAGGAAGUGAGCGCCUCAUCUUCACCUCCGUGGUCUUUAACACAAAACAACGUUCUUUUCUAGACUGGGUUCAAAGCAGUGACGUGAGGUCCAUGAUCAGACCAAGACACUACAUACUCUAGUACAGUAGGUGGCAGUAUGCUCCUACUGUACUAGGUUGUAACCAGUGACGUGCGGUGAGGUUCAUGCACCUGGUAACGGUUCACAUCAUAUAUAUAGAACUGGACAGAUAUUGGUGAUAUGCUGAGGAACAGAAACGGACGUGCGUCAUGUGACCCAGUUUGUACUGGAUCAGCAGUCAGAAGUGAGGCACUGCCUCACCCACUGCCUCACCCAGGAUUUCCGUCCUGUAUUUGAUAGCGAAAUACUCAAAUUUGUCAAAAUAUUAAUAUUUCUUUUAUGUACGUUUUUUCUUCUUUAUCAUGAUGGAAGGUGAGGCACUGCCUCCCCUGACCGCACGUCACUGGUUUGAGCUGAUGCUAACUCAGCUAAUCCACGGAUUAUUCCCGGGUUCCGGUUGUAAAAUUUUGAGAAAAUUGAGAAAUAACAGCAAGAUCAUAAAAUGAAAAUGAACGUCCGCCUGAAAA
Molecule: messenger RNA, 2280 nt
Organism: Cynoglossus semilaevis (tongue sole)
Lineage: Eukaryota; Metazoa; Chordata; Actinopteri; Pleuronectiformes; Cynoglossidae
Gene: allc
Product: allantoicase
Exons: 14
Coding region: 469-1668 (399 amino acids)
Biological process (GO): allantoin catabolic process
Molecular function (GO): allantoicase activity
Source: RefSeq, a predicted model, not a curated record